Molecule: messenger RNA, 2943 nt
Organism: Nematocida parisii ERTm1
Lineage: Eukaryota; Fungi; Microsporidia
Exons: 1
Coding region: 1-2943 (980 amino acids)
Source: RefSeq, a predicted model, not a curated record
AUGGUAUACUUGAAGAAUAUCUUUAUAUUUGGCAUAAUAUGUAUUAUACACAUAGAUAUAGUAAUAAAUUCAACAGAAAAAUAUAAAAGAAAUAAUCGAAAAGAGAAGAGUCAUCCUUAUUUCACAAGAUUUAAAUUUAGAAAUAACCCGAAAUCUACAAAACCAAUUAUUCCAGCAGGUGCACACUUACACAGCAAUAUAACAGAAAAUCAAAGCAAUUCAAAUACAGGAUAUUUAAUAUCACCAAGUACCUCUAAACAGUCAUUAAGUGAUAGUAUAAAUGAGUGUAUAAGUAGUAACAUAAGCAAUAACAUGAGUAAUAAUACAAAUAAUAGUGUAGAUGAAUUUAUGAUUAAUACUGGAAAUAAUAAUGGAAAUAUAUGUAUUAAUACAAGUGAUACAGAUAGUUAUAGUAAUACUGAUGAAGUAGUAAUAGAUACAUUUUCAGAUUCAAAUAAGUCAAGUAAGAAUGUAGAUAUAACUAUACCUAGUAAUACAAGAUAUAAUAAGACAUUUAUUUAUUAUAUGAGUAUGAAUAGGUAUAUAAAUAGAAAUUAUACUAGACAAGUAUACAAUAUAAAGAAAUUAGUACUAGUACAUAAUCUUAUUUCAUUAAAUAAUUAUAAUUUAAUUAUUAAAAAAGGGCAUAAUAUAAUUAAAGAAUGGAAGAACAACUCAACUGUAGAUGUAUGGACACUAAUUAAAAACAUAAAAUUAGACAUUUAUUCGAAAAAUAGACUAAUUAUGUAUAUGGUUAAUUUAGAUAGUGAUGAAUUAAGAAAUCCUGUAUAUUAUAAUGGUUUUUUUACUGAUUUAUUUAAAUAUAUACAAGUACAUGGACCAUCAGUAUACAUUAAUACUAUAAGGAGUACGCAUAAUGAAAUAAGUAAUAUUAAACAAAAAAAAGAAACUCUUGGAGAUAUAUGGAUUAAUAAAGAAGUAAAUGUAUACUGCUGUUACUGUGGUAUAUCUAAACAAAUAGUCAUAGAAGUAUCUGAGAGUGAUACAGAAAAGGACAUAAAGCUUAAAAAGAACAUGAAUAUUAUUCUCUAUAUACCAGAAGUAUAUGAAGACUUUUGUAAAAUACCACUGAGGCUAAUUAGUAAAAUCUUUAAAAACCUUGAAGAAGAGUUAGAUAAUAAGUCUAAUAGUAUUACUAUGGAAAAUAUAUUUAUUUUUAAUUAUAUAAUAAUGUAUCUUAUAGGUGUUGUACAGGAGAAUUCAGAUAUAAUAGAAGAAUCGUAUAAUAUAAUUAAAAAAAUAGAGAAGUAUAAUAAUAAUAGUAAAAUCAGCAUAUAUGAUUUCGAUUGUAUUGAAGUGUAUACAAUUGUUUGCAAUGCGGUUAAAUUGUUCUAUGAGAAAUUCCCGUAUGUGUAUAUGCUAUCCCACGAGGAAAAGAGUCUGCUUAGAUCAAAAAAGUUCAAUAAGUACAUAUACGCAGACCCAAAUAGUAGAUAUAAUAAAAUCAUGGGUGGACAUACAGUUACGUCACAGAAGUAUAUUAAGCAUUAUGCUAUAAUAAAUGAAACUAUUGAAUCAGAAAGUGCUCGUAAUAAGUGUAAAAUAAUAAUAAUUAAUGGUAACAUACAUAUUAAUAUGGCAUCUAUUGAAAUAUCCAUUAAAGAGCAUUAUCAUGUGCAGUUUGUAGAUAAUGUAAGACACACUCUUGAAAUCAUACACCUUCCCUAUUACUUACAUAAAACAAAGAGUAAUAAAUUUAUACUAUAUCAGAUUCAUAAGAUUAAGAAUAUAAUCACAUACCUAAAAUAUGUAUAUGAUAUAGGGGCGGAUAUGUAUAAGAAAAAUCAAGGAUAUUUAUACGCAUUUAAGUAUAAUACAAAUAAUAAAGCAUGGUCGUUAAUAAGUGAUACAGACGAUUUAAGCAAAACAGUAGAACAAAUGGAACGUACUGGGUAUAAUAUAAUAUUUUAUUAUGUUAAAGAGAACAUACAUGAAACCAAAUUCUAUUUAGCUGAGUUUACAUAUCCAUUAAGCAUUAAAAAUGAAAUUAAUGAUAAUAAUAUUAACAAACCAAGGAUUCCCUUACUGCUUUCUGUGUUUAUGUUUAGUGCUAUUAUUCUAGGACCAUAUGAUAUUAAUUAUAUUAAUAAUGAAGUACCUAAGAUAGAAUCAUAUACAGAUAUGUAUCCAAUUGUGUAUAUGCAUAAUUAUACAGAAAUAAUGGAUAAGACAUUAUUGCCUGAAGAAAGGCCUGAGAAUAUUUCAUAUAGUGAAUUAUUACAAAAUAUCAGUAUUAAUGAAAGAAAAUUAAACUGCUUUAUUAAAUAUUAUUACAGUGACUUCUUUAUAAGAAAUUCAAACGAUUGGUACGAAGAUCAUCACUGUUACUGUAUGAAUAUUAAACAGGAAUUGAUUAGGUCUAAUAACAAUUUAAUAAUAAAAUGGCAUACAAGGAUAUAUGACAGUGUAUAUGAAUAUACAACAUAUAAAUUUAAUACAGAUAUAAAGGAUACAAGAGCAUUUAUACGUAAUAAUCAAUCUGUUCAUGCCUCAUUUAUUGACAUGUUAAACCGUAAGAAUCCUUCUAUGAACAUGGCAAUGCAUGGGUACUGUAUAUAUAAAAGUAUAAAUAGUAAAGAGUAUAUGUCUUGUCCCAUGCUAUGCCAUAUUAUGAAAGACCUUUUAGGAACACUGAAUACGUAUUUAUUAGAUACGGCAUAUUCUGAAGAAAUAACAAAUAGGGGCAGUAAAGGUAUAGAAAAUAAGGAUAGUGAAGGUAUUCUUAAUCAAAGUAUACUUAAUCAGUUAAUUAUGCAUUACAGUUUUAUUCCAAAUGAUGUUUUAAAUUUCAUUCACCUGGAUAAUUAUGAAGAUAUUAAAAAUGCUUUAGAUGGGGUUAUAUCUAUAAGGAAUAAUAAUUAUAACGGGUGUAAAUAUGGAAUUCAUUAUGAUAUAUUAUCUUGGUAUAUUAAUAAAGUAUAA